This is a messenger RNA of Nematolebias whitei (Rio pearlfish), 2509 nucleotides long. Its product is annotated as RNA exonuclease 5. Gene Ontology annotation, molecular function: exonuclease activity; RNA binding. Gene Ontology annotation, cellular component: nucleus. NCBI's taxonomy places the organism in Eukaryota, Metazoa, Chordata, Actinopteri, Cyprinodontiformes, Rivulidae. Bases 44 to 2509 code for a protein of 821 amino acids. The transcript has 20 exons. The record is from RefSeq and is a predicted model, not a curated record.
UACUCUACGCAUCACGAUGAAACGACGUGCUUCGACAAUAUGAAUGGAAACUAACUUGAUACCUGUUAGAAGCACGCAUUAUCAACAAAGCAUGGAGUCCUCUGUAGCAGAGACAGGCUGCAAAAACAAACGAAAGAGGAACGAGCCCACAGAACACAGCAGCGUCAAAAGAAUAAAGGCUGAGCAGGAAGGCAAUGAAGCACUGCAGGAGAGACCCUCUGGUUCCCCCAGGCUCUCCAUGCAGCUCCACCGACUGCAACAACCCAUCACACUGAGCGAGCUGACAGAGCUGUUGCAUUUUGCUGCUCUAGGGGAAGUAGCCAAACAGCCCAGCUGGUGCCGUCUUCACCAUCAGAAAAGGGUCAAAUGUGUCAACGUUGUGAUUGUGGAGGACCUGACACAGAGUCACUUCUACAGGAAUUACCUCACCAUGGAGCACCUCAGGACCAACUACACCACAAGGGUCACCUUCACUCCAUCAUCUAAUAAUGUAGCUUCUGAAAUCUUCAGCAGCGACGUUCCUAAAGUGGACCCUUUAUCAGUUUCCACACCGGAUAACAAAAGGCAUAAAGCACUGACGGAGCACCCAGUUAUCACAGCAUAUGGGCCGCAGAGGAGAGGGUUAACCGCUUACAUUCUCACCACAGAAGAGAUGAUUAUGAACCACUACCCUGUCAAAGGAAUGCCAGGCUUUGAGGACUUCAGGUGCACAGUGAAUGUUCAUGUCACUGAUGACAGCCCUCUCUACGGACUGGACUGUGAAAUGUGUCUAACAGUAAACGGGUAUGAGUUGACUCGUGUCUCUCUGGUGGAUGGAGAUGGGAACUGUGUGUUGGACGAACUGGUGAAACCACAAAGCCGUAUUCUCAACUACCUUACCAAGUUCUCAGGCAUCACUGCAGCCAUGCUGCAACCAAUCACAACCACCCUGAAGGACGUUCAAGCCAAGCUCAUGAUGCUGUUGCCAGGCAACGCCGUGUUGGUGGGCCAUUCGCUCAACAAUGACCUCGUUGCACUGAAACUCAUUCACCAACAUGUAAUCGACACAUCGUUGCUGUACAGGAGAGAAUUUGGGCAGAGGUUUAAGCUCAAGGUUUUGACAGAGAGGGUGUUGAAGAGGCAAAUCCAAACUGAAGAGACCAGAGGUCACGAUUCCACCGAGGACGCUGUGGCCACUCUGGAGCUGGCUCAGUACUUUAUCAAAACCGGACCUCAUCAGGUUGUGGAGCUUCAUCUGGAGGAGCUGUGGGGAUACGAACUAGAGGAGGUGUCCUCUGAGUGCACGUCUGCACCAACACCAAGUCACAGGUUUACUGAUGUCCUGCAGACACUUGGUAGGUUUGUCAUCUUCAUAGGGAAGUGUUCUGACGUCACUCUGGACCUGUCCAACCAGCAGUGGCUCAACUCUGACAAAGAGGUGGUGUCAUCUUUCAGGAAGAAGACUAAGCACCGCUUCCUCUCCGUCCUCCAGUUUUCCUCAUUCUCAGACCAUCGGAAAAGAUGCUUUGCUCACCAUCAGCAGUUGCACCAGAAUGUGCGUGCGAAUCUUCGGGAUAUGUGCGUCGUGUUUGCCGGGCCUUUCCAUUCACAUUUCUCUGAGAAAGAAGUGAAGCGACUGUUUCGUCGCUGCGGGCGAGUUCGAAAAGUCCAAAUGUUGAACGCAGGUGUCAGAGUCCAUGCAGAGGUAGAGUUUGAGAUGCUGGAAGGAGCAAUCCUAGCUUUAAAAGUUCUGGACGGACUCAGUGUCCUGGGCCAGCCCAUCAAGGUGCAGAGGCCCAUGCACGGAUCAAUGUUGGACCUGGAUCUGAAUCUCGAGGCUUUAAUGAAUGAACCAUCUAACGCAUGCAACCUUUAUGUUGUAAAACUGAGUCAGCAUACAGCUCAGCGUUUAAACCUUUCAACAAAGGUUAAUGGAUACACACUAGAUGCAAAAUGUUCCGGUGUCGCUUGUGUUAAAAAGGCAAAUGGGCUGCCACCUGGUAAACCAAAAAAAGGUAAAGAGGUGGAUCUCACAUCUAAACUGUCUGAGGAAACUGUCAGAGAGACGUUUGGCCACUUUGGUCCUGUGGAGAGCAUCAUCCCACCUGGCAAACCAGAAAAGCACACAAGACAUGCAUGUAUAGAGUUUAAGAGCCCAGAGGCCAAACGUGCUGCUCUCGGCUCCUCCGAGGACCUGCUGCAGGACCAUUUCCUUACUUGCCCAUCUGUGACUCCGCCCCACCUACCUUCAUGGGUUUCCAUGACAACAGACGGAAAAAAUGCGAACACAGCUGAGGAACAGAGAAGAGCAUAUACAGACAGUUCACAGGAUCAGGAAAUGCAUCGCAUGAUGAAAAAACUGGACUUCCGGCUGAGAAAAGUCUUCAACUCCCUUCCAGACGGCACGUUGUCGGUGGUGCUUCUGCCUGGACACAUUAGCACGAAUGGCGACCAUCCUGGUUUAUGCCUAUUUGAGUUGAAAGAAUCCUGUGGAAAUGUAGUCAACAAAUUACCAACACGGACAGCUUGA